Messenger RNA from Rotaria socialis, 921 nucleotides. The record is from the annotation of a GenBank genome assembly. Lineage: Eukaryota; Metazoa; Rotifera; Eurotatoria; Philodinida; Philodinidae.
AUGAAAAUAUUGGAAUACGAUUGGCUUCUUGAUCUGUACUAUGAAAUAACAGCAGCUGCAGCUGGUGUUAAAAAACAUUCAUUAACAAUUGAUAAUGAUAAAAAGAUAAUAUUUAGUUAUUACGAAAAAGGUAAACAAGUUCCCGGGCAAUCAAGCAUGAUUUUUAUUCAUGGAUUUUCAUCGAACAAAGAAUCAUGGCUAUCUCUUUUGCAAUAUAUUCCUGAUGGGUACCAUUGUAUUAUAAUUGAUCUUCCACGUCAUGGAGAAACUGUUGAACACAAAGAAGACAAUCAUACUAUUGAUACUUUUAUUGAUAAAAUUAAAUUAUUUUUUGACCAAAUGAAUUUAACUAAAUCUCUGUAUAUCAUUGGUGCAUCAAUGGGCGCAACAUUUGUUGCUAUAUUUGCAACUAAAUAUCCCGAAUAUGUUGACAUGAUUUGUUUACUUGCACCAGUUCCUGUACGAGAAUAUGAAAGUGAUUUAAUAAAAGAAUUAUGUUCAGGAAAACAUUAUAUACUUUUACCAGAAACAUCUGAACAAUUUUAUACUAUGGCUGAGAAAUUGACAGUAAAGAAAACUAAUCUGCCAGAUGUUUUUGUGAAGAAAUAUUUUAAAUCAAGAUUACGACUAUUAGAGGAACAAAAAGAAAUCUUGCGAUCAUUUCUUUCAUAUGAAUAUCUUAAUCUUGAAGAAUAUUAUGAAAAAUUACAAAAUAUUAAAUAUCCAGUAUUAAUCAUAUGGGGUCGUCAAGAUCAAAUAUGUGUAGUGGAAAGUGCUGAAUAUUUUUCUAAAUUAAUUACUGAUGUAGAACUGAUCAUUUUUGAUGAUUGUGGUCAUUUUAUAUCUUAUGAUAAAUCAGAGGAAACUGCAGCAAACAUCAUCAGAUUUUUAGAUCAACAUUCUUAUUGUUCAAUUAAGUAA